Molecule: messenger RNA, 366 nt
Organism: Racocetra fulgida
Lineage: Eukaryota; Fungi; Glomeromycota; Glomeromycetes; Diversisporales; Gigasporaceae
Source: the annotation of a GenBank genome assembly
GCAAGAUUACUAUACCACCAUUGAUACCUCCUAGUAAUAAUAGUAUGAUAAUCCAAAGCAAAAUUGGUUCUGUUACCCAAACCGAAAUUGAUUUAUUCAUUAGCUUUCUAGAACAGCCUUCUAGAAUACCUAAAACGGCGCUGGAUAAUCUUAUAGCGGAUGGACAAGCUGGUCAAGAUGUAGAAGCUCUAGGUUUAGUGUAUGAACCUGAUAAUAAAACUAUCUCUGGUUACGCUGGCUCCGAAGGUCUUGAUACAAUUGGGCAUAUAGCAUACACCGCUUACCAUAUCCUUAAAACACCUUGUCUCUGGGAUGAAAAUGUUACAGACAAUGAUCCUCAUGAGUAUGGUACAACAUAUAAAGAGC